Molecule: messenger RNA, 1107 nt
Organism: Clonostachys byssicola
Lineage: Eukaryota; Fungi; Ascomycota; Sordariomycetes; Hypocreales; Bionectriaceae
Source: the annotation of a GenBank genome assembly
AUGCGCGAGGGACGCCAGGUUUUCGUCGCAGCAAAGAACUCCCGACAUCGUAUUGCAGCUAUAUCUCUCUACCGGGCGCUCAUCCGAACCUCACAAAAGAUUGCCAUACCGCGAGAGCUCAGCAAGCAUGCGCGAACCCACCCCGUUGCUCACCUAUUCCUAACUGUAUUGACGAAAGCCCAAACCACGGGAUCUCCCGAGCAUUCCAAAGUGCUUGCCAUUCUCGCCGAACGAGCUUCAAAAGCAGAUCAAUCUCGAAAACUAAGAUCAUCUCGAGCAAACCCGAAAAUGAGAAACCCAAAAUCCCAUGUCCCACUCCUGCGCCAGGUCGCUGGCCCUGGCGAGCCGCCAGCAUAUGUCCCGAACCCCAGACCUGAGGGGGAGAAGAAGCCAGGGCGACCUCCCGUGUUGGCUGCAGAUUGUUUCGAAAUCCCGUUCCUACGUUUCACGAAACCACAACCGCCCGUACUUGGGCAAAUAAUAAACAGGAGACGUUUCCUGUGGAAGAGGAGGAUCGAAGGAAUUGACGUAUCAGAAAAAAAAAUACCUCAGGCUGUGCUAGAGGAUGAAUGGGAGUCACUGGUUGAGGACCAGAUAGCACGUGAGACGAAGAAGCAGCCUCGCACUCCAGGGCGCCGCGAAACUUUUCAAUGGAGCGUCUUCGUGAGCAAAUUGUGGUACGAGCUUUCCCUGGAAAAGCUCUACGAUGACUGGGUGGCCCGAGGCCAUGCACUCCAUCAGAUCACGGAGCGCGAGCGUGCUGAGCGCGCUGGCCGUGGCAAGGACUCGCUAGCGAAUCCCGUAAGCGUAUUGAAUUCAGAGGCGGACGCCUUGGCCGCGCAGGAGACGAGAUCCGAGAGAUUCGCGGCCAUGCCUGCCUUGGGGGCUUGGCACCGAGCGAGGGAGAAGCUCGGGGCGGCCGCUGAGCCGACGCAAGGAAAUGAGAACGACACGUUCGUCUCACCUGUAUGGGCCGAGGCGAUUGAGCUGCAAGAGUUUCGGCUGAUCCGGUGGAUGGACGGAGACAAAUCAGAGCAUACUGGCAGCAAAGCAGUACGAGGGUACAGUGCAUCCAGGGAUAAGCCACACAGACGAGGUCCGGCAUGA